GCCGCUUAGCGGCAGAGGCUGUGAGCCGGCUGAAACGGCGGCUGAGGCCGCGGAGGAGCGCCGAGAUGGCAUUACCUACCAUGCCGUCCUGCUGGCCAACCCGCAACAGAGCGCUCGAAAGGCAGAUCGUGCGACAACGAGAGCAAGAAGCCCAAUUUCGGCAGCAGUGGGAUAUCAACAGCCGCUAUUUCAGAGAAUUUGAUGUCUGGAGCUCUAAACAGGCCCAGUGGAGCUCAAGAACAUGCUACCAGAAGAGCAUGCAAGCAUACGAACAGCAGAAACUGAAGGAGGAAAAGAAAAAGAGUUUGGCAGAACGACAGAAACGUCUCUGUAAACUGCUGUCAGAGGAGAGGAAUCAGUUCACCAAAGAACUGAAAGAGAAGAGGCUGAAUGUGGCUUUGAGAGAGAGCGACAUGAGAGAAAGAAGCGAGAAACUUAAGUCGGCAAGAGAACAAGAAAGGAAAACGGUUGCUGAACAACUUCUGUAUGAACACUGGAAGAAGACUAACCCCAGAUUUCGACAGAUCGAAUCAGCUCUUCACAGGAAACAUGUGGUCGACUCCUGGGAAUCUCAGCUGUCAGAAAGAAAACAGCAAGAAGCUGCCGAGAAAGAGGAAAAAAUCCAGUUUGAAAACCAGUAUGAAGUGGCCAGAAGGGAGGCCAUGGAACGGAUGACCCGCGCAGAAGAGAAGAGACGAUUGGAGGACAGCCAGCAGGCGGAGGCUUUGCGCCAGCAGAUGGAGGAGCUCAGGCUGAAGGAGCUGGAGGCAACAAAACUGAAGAAAGAACAAGAGAACUUGUUGAGGCGCCAGUGGGAACUGGGCUUACUGGAGGAAGAGAGGAGGAACAUGGAGGAGUGCAGGAAGAAGGCGGAGCUGGGACGCUUUUUGAGACACCAGUACAACGCUCAGCUGAACAGACGCACCCAGCAGAUUCAAGAGGAGCUGGAGGCGGACAGACGGAUCCUCUUGGCCCUUCUGGAGAAGGAAGACGAGGACCAGCGGCGGGACUCAGCCCGGCGGGAGCAGGCAGCUGCGGAUGCCGCGUGGAUGAAGCAAGUCAUCGAGGACCAGCUGGAGGUGGAGAGGGCGCGAGAAGCGGAGCUGCAGCUGCUGUACAGGGAAGAGGCCAAGCGGAUGUGGGAGAAGAGGGAGGCCGAGUGGGAGAGAGAGAGGCAGGCUCGAGACCGGCUGAUGAAAGAGGUUCUUGCGGAGAGACAGCAUCAGCUCCAAGAAAAGAUUGAACUAAAUCGGCGCGCGCAGCAGGAAGCCCUGAAGUGCCGCGAGCAGCUGAUUCGAGGCCUGGAGGAGGCGAGGGAAGAGGCCCAGAGAGGAAGAGCAGAAGAAGUGGAGCUGAAAACGAUCUGGAGACGGGAGCUGGAGUCACAGGUCGCAGAGCGCCGUCUCCACAACCAGGAAGAACUCGAGCAGCAGAGAAAGGAGGAGGCGGAGGCCAGGCUCGAGGACCAGUUAUGGGAGGGACUGGUUGAGCAGGAGGCGCGCCUGAUGAGCCAGCGCGGCUUUCAGUCCAAGCCAUACGGUCGUCCCAGAAUUGCCUGGAACUGAGCCUGAAUGCACAGCAAGCGCUGGGACCAAGGAUGCUGACGUGUAGGUUGUGUUGUUAGUAAACCCGAUCAGGUAUUCCAGGGAUUAAAAAUAAACAUUAUACUAUGCUUUCCAUUUGGAAAGGGUCACGGUGACGUUGCUCAGGGUGAAUUAAAUGGUAGACGAAGGGGCCAGACUGAAAGGGGCUGGGAACACGUGCAGCUCGGCUAAGGUAAAAAUUUUGGCCUUUUCGGUUGUAAAAGUGUAAUGAAAUGUAGGUAAACAUUUAGAAUAUUUUCAGAGAGCUUUCUCUGGAAACUAACUUUAUUUAUAAAUAGCAAAAAUUUCUAAAGUGCUUAAUUAUUGAAUGUUGGGAGUUUGACUUUUCAGGAAGAAUUUCCAUGUAAACUCUUAAGACAUAACACACAAGACAGAGUGUGUCCAGUUCUUGUUGGCUCGUGCUCAAUUUCAGAUCUCCCGUGGUUACUAGUAAAUGUGAUGUUUAGUGAUAUGGCCGGCUAAUUGUUUAGGUGUAAUUAAGGCACUUAUUUAUUGGAGACAUUUCUUAAUAAAUUUUUUUUUAAAUGAA
Messenger RNA from Vombatus ursinus (common wombat), 2133 nucleotides. It is a transcript of the gene TCHP, whose product is annotated as trichoplein keratin filament binding. The transcript has 13 exons. Gene Ontology annotation, cellular component: keratin filament. The coding region runs from base 66 to 1565 and encodes 499 amino acids. NCBI's taxonomy places the organism in Eukaryota, Metazoa, Chordata, Mammalia, Diprotodontia, Vombatidae. The record is from RefSeq and is a predicted model, not a curated record. Gene Ontology annotation, biological process: apoptotic process.